AUGCCUACUUUCCGUCCAGAUUUGAAUAGCUUCGGUGCCUUCCUGGCAAGCUUUGCUAUUGCCUUUUCCCCUGUUAUUCAGAGCACAUUGACCAGAAUAUACGUCUUUAACCCUUAUCGCGAGCUGUACGACUAUGUUGUCCCAACUCUCUUCGAUUCCGGGCAGUCACAUGCAGCUCGCGUUUGGAGGAAACGUUUCGUUUUGUUCAACGACCAUGCCAUGUCGCAAAAGUCUAUGCCAUUUCUUGACUUUUUGUCCCGCUACUUUCCCAAAGUGCAGCUCACCAAUGAAGAGUCAGCAAUACUCAACCGAGAUGCGGUUACCAAUAAUGAUGGUGCGGCAUCUGAUAUAGCAGACAAUGAUAUCCACUCAAGUCAGUACAAGGGCUUGUUCAGCGAUAAUUUUACAGCCCGGUGGUUCGCCAGCUCUUGGACGUCGUCCGAGUUUGCAAUCAAUCUCAUGCAUAAACUUGGCCUUCGGACAAUUGGACCGCAAUCAUUGCAGUCAGUUGCUCUAAGAGAACAAGAUGUUCAAGGGGUCAAUGAUCGCUUGGCACAGUUUCGAGAACUGGGAAUCGACAUUUCCCCAACAGUUUAUUGCAAUGCUGUUAUAUCAUUUGCUCAAAGAGGAGAGGACGAGCUGCUCAGAGACCUGUUGCACUGCGAUAUACAUCCCGAUGAAUUCGAAAAUUCGGAGACCAGAGUGAUGCUGCUCGCUGCUUCUGCCAAACAGCAGGAUUGGAGUCGGGAACGACUACUCCAAGAAGUCGAGGCUCUGAUGGCUAAGCCAGCACCAAGAAAAGAAAAGACCCUCUCCGAAGAGCUUAACAAUAAUCUCUGGGCUGCCCUAUCGACACAAGGACUGGCGAAAGUGAGGAGUGUUUUUGACAAGAUGGACAACCUGAGUGUCAGUAUAGAACAGACGAACUCAGAAGUAUUUCUUGCCCGUGUGUUUGAAGGCAUUUGGUAUCACCCAAAAUUGAGCAAACAGAAACUCCAUGGCUACCAAGAAGAUCCCCAGCUUGAUAGAGCUAUCCAUUUAUCUCUGCGGGUAGCACGGCAUGGGGUUGCUAUUCCCAUCAAGUAUUGGCAAAUCCUGCUCUAUAACCUUGGACGUCUGGGACGUUUCAAUGAGCUUGAGCAGCUUAGUCACGAGAUAUGUGAACUGUACAGCCCGGAUCCUGGGGGGCUGAUUCCUGUACAUCGGUGUGACGUGCCGCCCAAACCCAAGUCGAAACCCAAGGUGUCAAACAAUGACACUGGGGGAUGGGUUGAGUACCACUCAUUUCCGGACGGCAAGAAGAAGACAAGCCACUUCAAAGAGGAGUUUUGGAGAGCUGAGAUAGGCCUGACCGAAGAGGAACCGAAAGAGAUUGCGACCAAACCAGAACCUGCUACCAAGUCUGACAACCUCUCGAAACAAGGCAACGAUCCUGAGUAUACUUUUUGCAUACCAGCCGACUUACCCUUUACCAAUAGGCAACACCCCAUACAGAAGAUUUUUGAUAUGAGCCUGCAGCGUGCCAUCAUUCGAUGGGGCUUCGACAAGACUCUGGGACAAGAGCCGAUCCAGCUUUCCCUUGCAAGGGUCAAGCCAGGAGGAAUUACAGACUUCGACUUAGCAUGUGGCGUCCGUCUUUUGGCUCUGCUGAGGCAAAAGGGCGUCUACGUCGAUCAACAAGUUGUGCGAAGUGCUAUCAUCAAGCGGCUCGCAGUGGCACACCUGCCAGGGAGGACAAGAGCAAGGGCGAGAGACGAUAGGGAGAUGUCGCCCACGAAUAUCAAGGAAUUGGUGGAAAAGGCCUGGGGCUCUGCAAUUCUUCCCAACGAGAAACAGUUGUCCCUGGAGUUGGAGAAAACGAAGCCAAAGUUGUGGAAGAACUUUCCAAAGCUUUUCGAGAAGAGUUAUGAUAAAAACGAAAACAAGUGA
Fusarium pseudograminearum CS3096 is the source of this 1929-nucleotide messenger RNA. RefSeq lists its product as uncharacterized. The record is from RefSeq and is a predicted model, not a curated record. The transcript has a single exon. NCBI's taxonomy places the organism in Eukaryota, Fungi, Ascomycota, Sordariomycetes, Hypocreales, Nectriaceae. Bases 1 to 1929 code for a protein of 642 amino acids.